GCCAUCGCGCUAAAGUCAGCCCGCGCUCGCGGACUCGGUCUUGAACUUCUUAACUUCAGCUCCGCAAACCACCCACCACCACCUAUUCCACCGCACCCACUCGCUCGCACACUGCCGCGGCCGAUGACUGUGCUAACACUCCUCCCUUCUUCAGUGGCCGUCCAGGCAUUAGUAGUCUGAUCCGAGACUCCUCCACAACACUACCUCCCUCUCACCUCACACCUUCCUCGAGACCCAUCCUCAUCGCUCGUCGACAUGGCGGCCGACGUAGCGAUGGACGACAUCGAUAUUGACUUCGAUCUCGACCCCGAGAUUGUAAGACUACAAGCAGAAGCAGAUGCGAUCAAUGCGGUGCGUCUCGAUGAAGGUCAAAAACAUCAACAACCCUUGACAAAUAACUGACACCCCAGAGCAGCGCGCUGAAGCUGAGGCCGCAGCUGCCGCCACCGAGGCGAUGAACGGGGUGGAAGAGGCCCCAGAAGAAGGAGAAGUGACAGACAAAGCCCCAGCGUCGGACAAAGUUCACGUGCGCGGGCUGGACAACCUCAACACCUACGACAUCGAGGGAUGGGUGGAAGUGCAUCACUCCAACGAUCUGUUCAAGAGGGUGGAAUGGAUCGACGAUACCUCCGCCAACCUCAUCUAUGACACCGAGCUCGCGGCUGCCGAAGCGCUAAACACAUUGUCUGCGGAACAGGUCGCGGAUCCUCUGCAGCUCCGCGCGGCAAAGAGAUUGACCUCUCACCCGGAUCAAGAGCUGUACAUACGGCAGGCCAUUCUGGCUGAUGUGAAAGCUCCUCGCGCCAAAGAUCGCAGCAAGUUCUACCUGUUCAACCAAGAGUGGGAUCCCGACAACCCGGACAACAUCAGACCCGACAACCGCAAGCGACGAUGGCAGGACGAUGAUCGGCGCGAUCGAAAGUACCGACGUCGAGAUUAUGGCAGCAGGCGGAGCUCCCCGGAGCGCAACCAGUUCCACGAAAGCAUGUACGAUGAUGACCCGAAGCCUGUAGUUGCUGCCAGAAAGCCCAGCUACUCAUCCGAAAGCGAGCAUGGCAGACGCAGAGGUCGAUACAACGACGACCUCGUACGAAACACCGCCAAAGGAAGACUUCGAGACCGCAGCGCUUCUCCGGGGCGCGACGGUGACGGCAGGUAUGGGUUUGCAGAUGUUCAUCCACCCCGCAACACAGCAAGGCCGCGAUCCCCCAGGCCCUCCGGCAUCCGUCCUGGCAGAGACAAUUCGCGCGCUCGCGAUGACUUGCGUAAAGAGCUGUUCCCCGACAAGCGCGCGGCAACAUCAUUGAGCAAUGACCGUACAAACGGCAACUCGGCCGACUUGUUCGCCAAUCGCCCCGUCCCCUCCAAGCCAGCUCGUGAACUCUUCCCCGAGCGGCUCAACGGAACCAGCCACAGACGUCAAUCCGCCAAAGACAUCACAGCCAACGAGGUCGCGGACGCCAUCGGUCGAAGAUCAGAGGACACGACACAAGGAAAGGGAGAUCUCUUCUCGCGCAUCAGCGGUGGUCCGAAAGGGGAAUCGUCGUAUGGACGGCUCCGAGAUCCCGCGCAGGAGACCGAGAACGGCAGUGAUGGCUUCAGCUUCAAAGGGGCGGGACGCAGCAGCGACAACAGCGGCUUCAGCAUCCUCGGCGCUAGUCGCGAGAGGGUGCAGAACCCGCUAGUCAAGGAAUUGUUCCCGUUGAAAGCGAGCGGCACAAACGGCGCGGGAAAGGACUUGUUCGAUGGGCGGAUCAAGGGACGCGCGAGGCGCAGAGCGGAGGACCUCAUCUAGAAUGUGAGAGCCUGUGCUGCGUCUAGAUGUGAUGAUGACGAGAUGGCGCGGCGCUGUAGCGCGCGCUAGGUACCUAAGAGGUACUGUAUAAGGAGCUUGGCCCGCUUCGGUUAGUGAUGAUCGACAUGAUGUGCCAUAGCAAAGUACCGAGACACGCUGCAGAUCGCGCGUGGAGAUUUGAUUGCUUAGUUGAAAAUACACCGCUCCUACGGAAUCGCGCGCCGCAAGGACGCGUCUCCAAAUAACAAACUCAGACACAAGGGAUUGUCGGCGCCAGAGAACAAGUCCCGCUCACUCAUUUCCCCUGUACCGAGACAUUUCCAGUCCCAAGUUCCGCCAAAUUGGCCAGAGGCGCUAAGAAGUAGGCGAAUGUGACGAGGGGGAUGAAACGUUGAGAUGCGAAUCUUAAUCAAAAGG
Messenger RNA from Neohortaea acidophila, 2212 nucleotides. RefSeq lists its product as uncharacterized. The coding region runs from base 455 to 1795 and encodes 446 amino acids. Lineage: Eukaryota; Fungi; Ascomycota; Dothideomycetes; Mycosphaerellales; Teratosphaeriaceae. Gene Ontology annotation, molecular function: RNA 7-methylguanosine cap binding; mRNA binding. Gene Ontology annotation, cellular component: cytosol; nucleus. The transcript is spliced from 2 exons. The record is from RefSeq and is a predicted model, not a curated record.